AUGCUUGGCCUGCACCUUCGCCGGCGCGUCGCUACCAACUGCGUCACUGCUACAUUUCAUUCCAAAACUCGUGUCAGAGUUGAGAACGCAGCGUUAUUACGAGAUCUGGAAGCGGCAUUGAAGACAAACCUACAGCAACUGAGUGCUCUUUUAUCGCCAUCCACGACACGGAAUCUGUCCAGGGCUUUGAACGUCGUAAAUGUGUCGGCCAAAAAAGUGACAGCUACUGUUGAGUCAGCAGCUGUCCCAACAAUGAAAGAACUCAAGAUUGUGGCGCUGCAAACGGGGCUGCCAUUCAUCAGAUUUGGAUUCGUGGACAAUGUCAUCAUGAUCCUUGCCGGUGACUACAUUGACCUCACGUUGGGCGUGUCGUUUGGUAUCUCAUCCAUGGCCGCGGCAGGUAUUGGCAAUACCAUUUCCGAUAUUGCAGGGCUGGGACUUGGUAACGUCAUUGAAGACUUUUGCGCCCGUCUGGGUCUUCCUGUUCAAUCACUGACAAAGGAACAGAUGCUGUUAAAACAAACGAGAUGGGCAAAAAUGGCAGGUAGUUCUAUGGGUGUGACUAUCGGAUGUUUGCUAGGAAUGAUGCCGCUUCUUUUUCUUCACACGCGAGACAAAAACACUAAUCCUGCCCCGGAAUCUAGUUUGGUAUAA
Peronospora farinosa is the source of this 654-nucleotide messenger RNA. The record is from the annotation of a GenBank genome assembly. NCBI's taxonomy places the organism in Eukaryota, Oomycota, Peronosporomycetes, Peronosporales, Peronosporaceae.